AUGAAAAAAAAUCUAGAUCGAGUCACAUUUGACCCCUACCCUCUCGAUUUCCGUUGAAUCGUGUGUUCAACGCCGACUGGUGCGUCUUAAUUUACAGCAAAAAUGGCUAUUACCAUCACUGAAAUAAAGAAGUUGAGGGUAGCCGAUUUAAGAACAAGAUUAUCAGAGCUUGGCCUGUCUAUAAAUGGAUUAAAAGCAGAGCUUGUGGAUAGAUUGUACUCUUAUUAUCAACAACAAAGUAUAGAAGAGCAGCAACAACAACAUGGCAGCCAACUUGGAGCCCAGCAUGAUGAGUUUGCCAACAUGUUCCAAGCAGACAGGAUGGGAGAACCCCCUUCUUUACAUUCCCCUCCAAUCCAACCACCCAGAAUGGAUUUUGUACAGGCAUCCAAUGAACCCCAAUCAUUCCCCCAACAGACACCACCACCACAGCAGCAGAGCAUGCAGAUGCCUUCUUUAGCCCACAUGCAAGCGCCCCAGAUGCAUUCAUCGCAAAUGCAGCCUCAGAUGCAGCAGCCCUCGAUGCAUUCCCAGCAGAUGCAGCAGCAGCAGCAUCCACAGAUGCAGCGUUCUCAAAUGCAACAUCCCUCCAUGCAGUCGCCUCAUAUGCAUUCUUCCCAAAUGCAACCCCCUGCAAUGCAUUCUUCCCAGUUGCAGCUUCCCCCCAUGCAGCCCCAACAAAUGCAGGCCCGUGGGAUGGAGCUCCCUCAGAUGCAGCCCUCACAGAUGCAGUCCCUUCAAAUGGAGCCCCCACAGUUGCAGCCCCUUCAAAUGGAGCCCCCGCAAUUGCAGCCCCUUCAAAUGGACCCCCCUCAAAUGCAAUCACGUCAAAUGGACCCCCCUCAAAUGCAGUCACUUCAAAUGGACCCCCCUCAAAUGCAGUCCCUUCAAAUGGACCCCCCUCAAAUGCAGUCACUUCAAAUGGACCCCCCUCAUCUGCGGCCUCCUCAAAUGCAAUCUAGGAUGGAACCUCAUCAAAGACAACCCCCUCAAAUGGAACCCCCUCAGAUGGACCCCCCUCAAAUGCAAUCCCAUCGAAUGGAAGCAUCUCAAAUGCAGUCUCAUCGAAUGGAAUCUUCUCAAAUGCAGUCUCAGCGAAUGGAGCCGCCACAAAUAGAAUCCCCUCAAAUGCUGUCUCGUCCAAUGGAGCCUCCUCAGCUUCAGCCACACCAAAUGGAGCGUCCUCCAAUGCAGUCUCAUCAGAUGGAAUCCCCUGCUAUUCCCUCCUCCCAAAGGAAUACCUCCUCCAUGCAGAUGUCUCAAAUGCAGUCACAUCAUAUGCAGCCUGAAAUUCAGCAACCUCGGGCGCAGCCUCCGCCCAUCCAGUCUACUCAGAUGCCACAGUCUCAGUUGCAGCCUCCUCCUGUACCACCAGUACAGCCUCCUUCCAUGCAUUCAACUUCCUUCCAGCCACCUCCGGCACCUUUUCAUAGAUCCGACUCUCCACCACCCAUCAUGCAGAACCAACAGGCAUUCCCCCCUCCUCCACCGCAACCUCCAAAACCUCCACACUUGCUUCUACAAGGUGAGCAGACAUCGACAAAUAUGCCCACUCAGCAACCACCUACAAUGCCAAUCCCUCCACCUCCAGCACCCCCAACCCAGUCACCAGUAAGUUCCCAGCCACCCUCUUUAGAGCCACCUAAUCUACCCAUGCAAUUGCCUAACUUGGGGGCAAUGCAACCCCCUCCUAUUCCCCCACCACCACCACCACCUAUGUCAUUAGCCCAGAUGCCAGCCCCUCCACCCGUGAUGCCAGCCGAUACUGCAACAACUCCAAAGCACAUGACGGGGGUGGAGAUGAUGGAGAUACGACAUGUGCAGGUGCGGGAGAAGCAAGAAAGAGAGAAAGCAGAGGUUGCUGAAGUCGCUCGUAUUGCGGAAGAACAGCAAGAGCUGAUUGAGAGGGAGAAGCAGAGGAUCCUUCAACAACAACAGGAGCGUAUAAGACAGAGACAGGAGCAGCAGAGACUGGAGGAUGAACAGAAGAUGCAGAAAGCUAUGCAGCAGCAGAAGAUGUUAGAAGAACAACGCAAGGCUAGAGAACUUGAUGAAGAGACAAGACAGAAAGUCGUCCAACAACAGAUCCUCAUAGAGCAUCAGCGGGUUGUAGAGGAAACCAUGAAAGAAGCAGAUCUCCUUCGGGAUCAACAAAGGGCACUAGCUGUUCAAAGAGAAGAGGAAGUCAAGAUCAGGAAACAACAAGAAAUGCUGGAGAUCGAGGCUGCACAACACAGGGAGCAACAGCAAAAAGCCAAUAUGAGUGGGUUACUACCCAUCCCAACCUCUGGGGCUCCAAGCCAGCCUCGUAUGCAGCCAGAGAUGGAAAGGCCACCUCGCCCCCCUGGACGACGAGAGACGCCGGUGGGCCAGGGCAUCCGAGGACCAAGGCCAGGGUUUCAACCGGGUCCUAUGGAUCGCAGGGGACCGCACGAGAGGCAUCGGAUGCCGCUGCGUGAUGGCAGGGGACCAGGACACGACUCCAGGCCCAUGAUGGGAAGGGACCGAUUUGAGAGGAUGCCUCCUCAUCUGAUGAUGGACAAGGGGCAUCCGCCACCUCUCUUAGAUGAUGGCGGGCUUUCAAAGAUGGAUGAUGAUCUAGCUAAGGACAUCAAAGUCCCACAAGCCAUGGAGAAGGUGUUUGCUUUCAAGGAUAAGCGAGCCCAGCAGAUUGGAUCAAACAUCGAUGAAGCUGUUAAAGACGAGUUCCUCCCACCAGCAGAAGACGAGGUAUCUGAUGAUGACGCUGAUAAUGAAGAGGAAGAAGAAGAGGAGGAACAGGAGGAAAAGCAGAAAAAAAAGAUCCAGUCCAAUAAUCAGAAAAUGUCAAAGAAUAGACGGAGGAAGCUGAAGAAGAAAAAGAGGAAAGCGGCAAAGCGGGCAGAGAAGGAAGAAGCUGUAGCGGAGAAUAGACUAAAGAAGGAGGACGAAGAGAAGAAAGGCAAGAAGAAGGAAGAAAAGGUGGAAGUGGAAUAUGUCCCGGAGAAGAUUGAAGUAGUUGAUCCAGCAUUCAGACAGUUCCAACGGAUAUUCCAAGCAUUCCAGCUCUCUGAACCGAUGAAGCCGGAAGUGAAGGAGCCAGAAAAGGAGACACCUAAACCUGAGAAGCAGAAAGAGAAGGAUAAAGAUUCUGAUGAGGAUUCCGAUGAUGAUAGUGACAUGGAGGAAGAAGAUGAUGGAAAGCCCAAGAUUUCCAAGAAGAAGUUGCGUAAGCUGAACCGUCUGAGUGUCGCUGAGCUGAAGCAACUGGUUACCAGACCGGAUGUCGUUGAGAUGCACGAUGUCACCGCUAGGGAUCCUAAACUUCUUGUCUACCUCAAGGCAUAUAGGAAUACAGUAGGCGUACCAAGGCAUUGGUGUUUCAAGCGCAAGUAUUUACAGGGUAAGAGAGGGAUCAUCAAACCACCCUUUGAACUGCCAGAGUUCAUCCAAAGGACAGGCAUCAUGGAAAUGAGACAGGCCCUUCAGGAAAAGGAAGAACAACAAACGAUGAAGACAAAGAUGCGACAGAAAGUUCGCCCUAAGAUGGGCAAGAUUGACAUUGAUUACCAGAAACUCCACGAUGCCUUCUUCAGAUGGCAGACAAAGCCCAAGCUGACCAUUCACGGUGACCUGUACUAUGAAGGGAAAGAAUUUGAAACCAAACUAAAAGAGAAGAAACCGGGCGAGCUUAGUGAGGAGCUGAGGACAGCUCUUGGCAUGCCAACGGGGGCUAAUGCUGACAAGUACCCCCCACCCUGGUUGAUUGCCAUGCAACGGUAUGGACCCCCGCCCUCAUAUCCUCAUCUAAAGAUUCAGGGACUCAAUGCCCCUAUCCCUGAGAGUUGUUCAUUUGGUUAUCAUGCUGGAGGUUGGGGGAAACCCCCUGUUGAUCAGAGUGGUAAACCUCUCUAUGGAAAUGUCUUUGGCACAGAUGCAGCUGACCUCAAGGCUGAGGAAGAAGAAGAGAUGGACAGAACGAGAUGGGGAGAGUUGGAGAGUGAAUCUGAAGAGUCAUCAUCAGAGGAGGAGAGUGAAGAAGAGAGAGAGCCUGGAGAGAUAGAUGAAACUGGUCUUAUUACUCCUGCCGAUGGUGGUUUGAUCACACCGAGCGGCCUGACCUCUAUCCCUACUGGUAUGGAGACACCAGACAUGAUAGAGCUACGUAAGAAGAAGAUAGAAGACGCCAUGGAGCAGGGCGCCGAGACUCCUCAGUUGUACACCGUUAUCCAAGAGAAGAAGACCAACGUUGGAGCUGCCAUGGUUGGCUCUACUCACGUGUAUGACCUUCCUCCAGCUGGUGUGAAGAAACCAACAGGAACAGCCAGUGAAGGAGUAGCUAUUGCCUUGGAUCCAAGCGAGUUGGACAUGGACACAGAAGCUAUGACAGCCAAGUACGAGGAGCAAGUCAGAGAACAACAGAGCCAACUUGAGAAGGAAGACUUCAGUGACAUGGUAGCUGAACAUGCCGCGAAACAAAAGAACAAGCGUAAGAAGCAGACUCAGGACAGUGGAAGGGCCCCCAAGAAAUACAAGGAAUUCAAAUUCUGAUUCAUACACAUUGAAAUGUCUCGUAUGUAUAUAAGGCUAUCUGAAACAUUUCUUUAUUUUCAGUGAGUCAUUUGUAAAUAUGGUACACAAAUAACAUCCGCUUGAUUUUUUUUUUUUUAACAGGUUACAUGUAAAUGGCAGUACUUUAAUUCAGUGAAAUCAAUUUAAUAAAUAUGUAAGAUACAUGAUGAUAAAUACAAAGAAAAGUGGUAUCUUUCUCUUUGAUUGAGAUUUUUAAGAAUUUUGCAAGAGAUUAUUGUCCAAAAAUGACCCAAAUUUUAAUCAUGUGUGGUAUAAGACAUCAUGCUCUUUAUAUGCUAAAAAUGGAAUUUCACUCCGAUGACAAAUUGUUUUUAAUAAGAAACAAAAAGUUGGAGAAAAAUACCGGUGAAAUUUUCAUUAAGAUCCAUCAAAGAACAAGAGUUGUGAAUCUUAUAUGGAAGAACUGCUCGUCUGUUAUGUCACAAAAUCAAAAUUUGAAAUUUCAUAACUGCAUACAUGUAUGUCAUCAAAACUUCAAUAUUUGCUUGAAGUUUUCUUUUAUUAAAACCAACUUGUUAGGGUGAACUUCCCCUUUACUGAGUGUUUAUAUAUAAAAAGGGUGAUAUUAAGUUUGAUGACCUUUUGGUGUUGGUAUUAGGUAUAAAUUUUUAUGUUGGCACAGCACCAAACUUCAAAUGAAACUGGCCCUGUGACGAAUCUCACUUUGAGCUAUCAGUUAUGUGAUUUGGAUCAUAGAUUUAGAUCAUAUUUGUAAACUCAAAUUGUUCUUCUAUCCCCAAUACCAGCACUUGCGCUGAAAUUGAAAUCCCCCAAUAUGUUUUGCCAAAGUCCUGUGACACAUACUGUAUGUGAAAAAAUUUGGUUAAUCACUUCGUAUUGCCAAUCGAAUUGCUCAUCUUAAUUUGGGGAUGUUUAGGAGGGAAAAGCCGAGUUGUGGAAAAUUAUGUGAUCAUGUUGUGAAAGCAUAUAUGCAUUUUCUGGCCAAAUUCAACAAGUUGAGGAAGAAUAAUUUUGUUGCCUUUGGUCUGUCAAAGUUUUUGAUAAUUUAGAAGUUCUACUGUGAUAUGCUAGUACUUUUAACUUGAAAUAAAGCCAUUGUUAAAAAAAAAAAAGGGUCGAUUUCACUUGUUGAUUAAACUCAACUUCUUCAUGAAGACAAACUUUUACUCACACCUGGCCAAUUCACAUCAAUUUAACAAAAGCUCACGAAACCCAUUUCUUUAUCUCUGAAAAUACUUGAUAAUAUGGUAUAACAAAUAAAAAGGUUAUGGUGCCCUCAUUAACUGAUGUGCAACGAAAGGACAAAGUGCGAAGAGGGAUUUUUAUUGAUAGAUCAGUUCCUGAUAUUUGGUUGAAUUCAAUCAACCAAAAUCUGCAUAUUUGUCCUGUGCCUACAGAGAUAACUGUAAACCAUUAUUAAUCAUUAGAUUUUGUUGCCCAUUUCUACUCAGCUGAAAUGAUUUUGAAAGUUCCCCGUAUACCCCAACCUUUUGUCAGUGUAAUUUGUGGAUGACUAUGGCACACAAUGUAUGUAAGAAUAUUUGAAAGUAUUCAUUUCUUUUAAUAAAGAUUGCCAUUUCAUCAACAUGUAUCAAUGCGAGUUGGUUUGUUUUGUUGAUUUUUUUUGUGGUUAAAAACUGCAAUUUAAGUUUGUGAUUCACUGUAUGGAGGGGAACCUUGCAUGCGACGUAAAUUUUUGCCAAACCUCAAUCAUGUUUGUUUUCUUUUAUUGAAACCAACUUAACAUCACCCCAAUUUUUAUCCAUGUAAUUUGUGAAUGACUAUGACCCUCAAUGGUAGUAAGAAUAUUUGAAUGUAUUCUAAAAAUAAAGAUUGUCAUUUCAUCACAAUUUAUAUCUGUGAGUCUAUUUGAUUUAAGUUUAGUGCACCUGCUCCCAACACGUUUCUAAUAAAAGCGAAAUAAAAGAUCCAAACCAA
Molecule: messenger RNA, 6471 nt
Organism: Lytechinus pictus (painted urchin)
Lineage: Eukaryota; Metazoa; Echinodermata; Echinoidea; Temnopleuroida; Toxopneustidae
Product: splicing factor 3B subunit 2-like
Exons: 20
Coding region: 103-4530 (1475 amino acids)
Cellular component (GO): nucleus; U12-type spliceosomal complex
Source: RefSeq, a predicted model, not a curated record